This is a messenger RNA of Pieris brassicae (large cabbage white), 4233 nucleotides long. It is a transcript of the gene homer, whose product is annotated as homer protein homolog 1. Gene Ontology annotation, molecular function: G protein-coupled glutamate receptor binding. NCBI's taxonomy places the organism in Eukaryota, Metazoa, Arthropoda, Insecta, Lepidoptera, Pieridae. Gene Ontology annotation, biological process: regulation of store-operated calcium entry; G protein-coupled glutamate receptor signaling pathway. The transcript has 10 exons. Gene Ontology annotation, cellular component: plasma membrane; cytoplasm; dendrite. The coding region runs from base 77 to 1273 and encodes 398 amino acids. The record is from RefSeq and is a predicted model, not a curated record.
UUGACAGCUUCUCAGUGGCUGAGAGAGAAAAAUUGAAAAUUAUGAAUUUAGAAUAUUUCUAAAACAAAGUGUUUCAAUGACCGCUGGAAAAGAAACAAUGGGGGAGCAGCCAAUCUUCACGUGCAAGGCGCAUGUGUUCCACAUAGACCCAAAGACCAAGCGCUCUUGGAUGUCGGCAAGCUCAGCAGCUGUUUCGGUCUCAUUCUUCUAUGAUUCCUCUAGGAACUUAUAUAGGAUUAUCAGUGUAGAAGGAACAAAGGCUGUGAUCAACAGUACUAUUACAGCAAAUAUGACAUUCACCAAGACAUCACAAAAAUUCGGUCAAUGGAGUGACGUUCGCGCGAAUACUGUAUAUGGAUUGGGGUUUUCGUCUGAAGCGGAGUUGGGAAAGUUUAUUGAGAAAUUCCAAGAAGUUAAAGAAGCGAUUCAAGCGCAACAAUGCGGUGGUCCGCCUAAGACAACAAAUGGAUCAGGUGCGGCCACACCCGUAGCCUCGGCGACUGCCAGUCCUUUACUUGCCGCUAGAGCUCCUACUGACGAACCGCCUGCUGUGUCGCCGGCUCAGCCAAAACCAGAAAAUGAUGAAAUGAUGGUACACCAGCGAGCGCAUUCUGUUUCGUCUUCCAUUCAGGCUGGCGGUGGAUACGCGACAGUGGGACGUGCGGGUCGCGGUCCUUUGGCCUCAUCAGGCGCCGCCGCGGAGCCUGCGCCCCCCGACACUGCGGACCAGCUUCGUUAUGAGAACGAUAAGCUCCGACUUGCGCUUGCGCAGAGUUCCGGAAAUGCAAAGAAGUGGGAAAUUGAACUGGCAACCCUGAAAAGCAACAACUUGAGGCUGACUGCCGCGUUGCAGGAGAGCACGGCCAAUGUCGACGAAUGGAAACGACAACUCCACCAAUAUAGGGAGGAAGUAGCUAGAGCGAGACAGUAUGCUGGAAAAGGCGGUGAUGCGAAUGAAGUCGAGCAGAUGCGACAGCGCGUCGCCCAGUUAGAAGCGGAGUUGGCACAGAAGAAUGAAGAGUUGGCACAAAUCAUGAAGUCUAAGAAAAGUGAACAGGAUGCAGAAGCGAAAAUGGCACACAGCCAACUGGAGUUGGCUCUGGCUGCACAGGACGGACAAAGGCAGGUCGUUCAAGAGCUUAACAAUCGGCUUUCGCGCCAGAUUGAGGAAUUGAAUUUACCAAAAAAAUAUAUGGUGACAUACUGCCAACCAGCUCGUCAGGAAAAAAAAAUGUCAAAUUCGAAUUCCAGUCAACCAUCCACCGCGAAAUAAACACGGCGCUACAAACAUGAGACGCUGGACCGGCGGGCGGUGGCCCGCUGUACGCGGCCGUGCGCAAGCGCACUCUGCCUCUGCUGCUGCGCGACCCCGAGCCAGCUUACGUGUCGCUGCCGCGGCACAACUGAACUGAACUAUCGGUAUUUCGCCUGCAGGACUUCUUUUAGGCUUUCAGUUCAACAGUUUAUUGGUAUUUAAUUUUGUUGAUGUAUUCUUAUAUUUGUGUUUCUCAAGUAAUUAAUACCAGUUUUAUAUGUUAUAUUUUUAGAGUUUUGCAAGAAUACUGGUUAAAUUAUAUUUAACUUUGGCUAGGUCCAAAAAUUUAAUAAUAUUGGAUCAGUUUGCGAUGACAAGAUAAUAUGAACAAUUUUAGGUUUCACUGUUAAUAUUAAUCUGUCAAUGUUCUGUUAAAUGCAACUGAGUGUUUAAUUUGCGAUUUGGGUUAGAACGUUUCGUAAUUUUAUUCCAAAGAUUAUUGCAGAAAAAAAAAAUCUUUUACAGUUUUACAAUGUUUUAUAUAAUAAUAUAAGUGUAGUACACUCACGCAUUCAUAGUAUCAUCAUUGAAUAUACAAAAAAUAAUGGUCGCUGUUUUCUGCUAUUUGGCAGAUGUUUUGAUAAGAUUAGCAUUUUAUAUCAACAUUUUUAAUGUUUAUAAUUUUCUUCGAUAUUGUCAUGUGUUUUAAAUUAUUAAUUAUAUUAAUAUUAAACUUAGUUCUUUGGUAGCUCGAAUAUUUUUUCGAACCUUUAAUGUUCCUGGUAAUUAUAUAAAGUUCUUUUCUUGAAAUAAAUUAGUGAACUAGGUUAAUAUCAUCCCACCUAUGUUUGUAAAUAAUUUAUUGUAGUAUAAGUGUUUUUGAGUCCUGCAUAGCGGAAUAUCGAUUCUACAUUUUAUCUUUAGAAAUCCCUUAGUAUGUACGGUCGGCAAAAUUAUAACAAGUACUAUCUUCGGUACAAGCCUUUUUCUAAUUAUAUUCAGCUGUUUAAAAUUUAGUUUCAUAAUAACAUUGUGGGUUCAAUCCUAUUGUAGUGACUUCUCAAGGUGUCAAAAGUAUCUACUAUAUAUUUAUUAUCUAAAUAUUGUUAUGUAUUAGAUAAUUGUAUAAUGUCUGUUUAGGAAGCGUUCAAGUAUUGCGUAACAAAUUGGGGGUAGGGAGGGUCAUCUUUUAAAACGUUACGAUGCGGGGCGGGGAUUGAAUUACGUGUGAUUGAUAUUAUUAUUUUCGACUUUCUAGUACUUUACACAACAUGAUGGACUUACCAUUAAGGUAUACAAGUCACCUGGGGGUGAUUACGAAACGUUUUACUAUUGGAUACAAAAAACGUUACGGUGCGUUUCUUGGAGGGUCCAAGAAUCUCCAAAAAUUGCGUGACGUAAUACUUGAACGCUCCCUAAGUGUGAAAUUUAAGAAGCAUUAAGCACACGUCAUAGAAACGCAAUAACAAAAGUAAAAGGCUGAUAUAUUCUUGCCGGUUUAGAAAAGCAAAUAAACUGCCAUAGUUUCUGUUAACGUCCCACUGUGAAAUUUUCACGCUGUUUUAAGACGUAAAACCUUUAACGCUUUUAAGAAAUUUUGCCGACCGUACUUUAAUUCUUAAUCCUGUAAUUGUCGUUAUUGCGAAUGAAUUAAUAGUAAAUCCUUCAAUGUCUGUCCUACAAUCGUAUAGCAUAAGACAAUAUGAUGAAAAUAAUCUUUAACUAAUUUACUUAGGAUGUCUUUUGAUACUUCGGUUUCUUAAACGCCGGUAUCACUGAUUAUUUAUUAGGGUCGUGUUCAUCGUGAAGUAAAGCGUUUAUGAAAUUUGGCUCUAGUGUCGUUUUUAAGUGUAUAUAAUCGUAGUUUGAACUAAAUGGGACUUUGCUAUUUAACUUUGAUCUGUUAAGCAUUUAUUUUUUCUCUUGAUAUUCUAUUUAUAUAUCUGUUGCUAUAGUGUACGCGUUGACUUGAGAUCUUUACUUCAAAUGCAAAGAAUUAUUUAGGAAACGUCUGAUUUCGUAUGAAGUUGUGCAAUACUAAGAAUUAGCUAAUGCGUAAUAUUACAAUGCAAUAAAUAAAUCUAAUAGAUUUCGACAUACUUUUGGUAAGAAUUGGGGCAAAAUAGAUAAGAAUUUCAAGUGAGGUUCUUAGUAAGGAUCUCAAUUUAGCAUAACUAAAUAAUCCUCGAAAUAUCGUUUUAGUAAAAUUAGCGACUUACGUAUGGGGUCUCAUCAAAAGUUAUGGUAUUCAUGAUAUGAUCUCGUGCCAUCAUUACAUAUAAAUGUUUGUAGGGGCUAUUAAAAGUAUUAAUUCGUAAUGUGUACACAGAACGCGUAUACGACAUGUAUACGCGGCGACGUGCACGUCUUAGCGUAAUAUUGUAUAGCAUAGUAUGGCAAUUUAUUUUUCAGUAUUUAGAUGUAACAUAAUAAAUAACACAUAUUAAGUUUAUUUUAAAAACAUGUUUAAUUCUGCUUUGUAAAUAUUAUGUACUAAUAUUUGGACAAUUUAGUAUGAAUUUGUUGAGACCCCAAAUUACCAUUUCUUAGUUGUAAGUUAAAUGUCAUCUAUAUCCGUCUACCAGAGUAUUUAUUUCUUUUCAAGACCCUGUAUUUAAUAGAUCCCUUAGCGAAUUAGAUAUACACACACAGACAGUGGAAUUUUAACUCAACUUGGAGGUGGCAUAAACAAAAUUGUUAUUAACAGAGAUAAGUUCAAUCAGAUAAUUGGCCAAAUUUCUAUUAAAAUAUGAAACCAAUAUUUCUUGAUUUUGGUUUAUGUCACCUUGUGUCUGUGCAAUUAAAAACAAACGAUAUCACUGAAAAAGGCUGAGGACAAUUUUUUAAAGUAUACAAUGUCUUCUGAACAGGGUAUAUCAUUUACUGUUGAGUGCGGUUUAAUAGGCCACGUUGUUAUUAAAUUUUAAACUUGCACUAAAAUACCUUUCUUGACGCUAUGCGCACGAGUCGUGUAAAUU